AUGUUUAGUAAGUUGAAACUGAAAGUUUCAGGUUCAAACUCAAAUACCCCAUCUACUUCAGAAACAUCGUCACUUAAAGCCACAUCUUCACCUGAGUCUUCAACUAGUAAUGACACAGUUACAGCUAAUGGCAAGUCUAAAUCAAAAGAACUGGUAAAUGUUGGCCCACCACGAUAUAUCCCAUUUGACAGCCCAUCCUCAGAAUCCCAUAUCCCAAAGGAACACAAACUCACACAAGAUGAACAGGCAAAAUAUUCCAAAGUAUUGAAACAUUUCCAAACCCCGGAUUUGACCAUUGCUGAUAGUGAAGAGCAUCAUAAACACAAAAAUACCGCUAAUGCCGCCGCAGAUGCAUCAUCGCCAUUGACAAUUGAGGAAAAAUCAUGGUUAACCAGAGAAUGCUUUUUACGGUACUUGAGAGCAACUAAAUGGCAUGUCGAUGAAGCCAUAGAUCGAAUUGAGUUGACAUUGGCUUGGAGAAGAGAAUUUGGUAUUAACCACAUCUUGGAAAAGGAUAAUGUUGUCAAUGGUGAAUUGACUAGCCCUGAAAAUGAAACGGGUAAAGAAGUAAUAUUGGGAUAUGACAAUGACUCAAGACCUUGCUUGUAUUUAAAACCAGGUCGUCAAAAUACCAAAACCAGUCAACGCCAAGUGCAACAUUUAGUAUACAUGUUGGAAAAAGUCAUUGAUUAUAUGCCAUCAGGUCAAGAUUCAUUAGCUUUAUUAAUUGACUUCAAAGCACACCCUGUAGGCACUCAGGGCGGUAAAAUCCCGCCUGUUGGGGUAGGUAGACAAGUUUUGCAUAUUUUACAAACCCAUUACCCUGAGAGAUUGGGUAAGGCAUUGUUGACAAAUAUUCCUUGGUUAGGUUGGACAUUUCUUAAGAUUAUUCACCCUUUCAUUGACCCCUUGACUAGAGAAAAAUUGGUUUUUGAUCAACCAUUUAUUAACUAUGUGCCUAAACUGCAACUAGAUAAAGAUUUCCAAGGUGAUGUCAAUUUCAUUUAUGAACAUGAUAAAUAUUGGCCCAAAAUGAUUGAAAUUGGUGAGGAAAAGAAAAAGAGGUAUUUUGAACGAUUCGAAAAGUUUGGUGCAUGUGUUGGGUUAAGUGAAGUUGAUUUAAGAGGCGACAAUGAAGAAUUGUUUCAUCCUGUAGAAACCAUUUAG
This is a messenger RNA of Lodderomyces margitis, 1167 nucleotides long. RefSeq names its product phosphatidylinositol transporter (gene PDR16). The coding region runs from base 1 to 1167 and encodes 388 amino acids. Gene Ontology annotation, molecular function: phosphatidylinositol transfer activity. The record is from RefSeq and is a predicted model, not a curated record. Lineage: Eukaryota; Fungi; Ascomycota; Pichiomycetes; Serinales; Debaryomycetaceae. The transcript has a single exon.